Messenger RNA from Penaeus monodon (black tiger shrimp), 3545 nucleotides. RefSeq names its product FK506-binding protein 5-like. Lineage: Eukaryota; Metazoa; Arthropoda; Malacostraca; Decapoda; Penaeidae. The record is from RefSeq and is a predicted model, not a curated record.
AUACGGCCAGGAAUAUUCUGAAAAUGAGAGUGCACUGAAUGAUAGCCACAUAGAGGGAGAACAGGAUGAUAAAGAAGAUGCUGAAGCAGACACGGAACCAGACGAAAAAGGAGAAACCAAAACCCAGAGACCCAGACUUGAGCAUGUCGAUUCUUGUACCCAAACAGUGGAAGAGGAUGACUGGCCAGAAACUACUCGCCGAUACAGAGGAUGCAGAAAAUGUAGAAGAUAUAGAAACUAGACAGGAAGAAUCGGUGGGAAAAGGGAAAAACACAAACGGGGAUAAACAUGAGAAUGGAAAAGAAAGUAAAAGUUAUAGUGACAGGAAAAAUGACACCGAAGAGAAUCUGGAGGAAAGAGAUGAGAGAAUGAAAGAACUAGAACGCAAAAACGAAGAGGAGGACAAAAGUCAGACGGGAAGAGAGGGAAGCAAAGGCGAAACCAACGACAUAUCAGAGAGCAGGAAAAAUGAAAUUACCUGGAGAGAAAGCUUAGCAGGAGACGAAGAUGAAGAGAAGACAGGAGUACCCAAAGACGGCUGGAUGUGGCAACAGGUGAAUGAUGAGGAAGUAGAAAGCAAUGAGACAGUGGAAGGUGAGGUGACUGUGGAUGUGGCCCAAGAAACGGAGACAGAGAAGCUGAGACGAGAAGGAGAAACCGAUAAUCAAGAAUUAAAGAAGGCGAAGAUCCGAAAUGAUGAUAAGCCUGACAUUUUAAAAGAAUUGAAUGAGGAUAAAAAGAAAGUCGAAGAAGUAAUAACUGAUGUGGAAAAGACGAAUGAGACACAUAAAGAUAAAAAAGAAGCAGCAGAGGUAGAUGGAGGAAUUAAGAAGGAGAAAAGGACAAGAGAUGGACAAGAGUCAACCAGGGAAAAGGUGGAGGUAAAAACAAGAGAGAGGGAGGAAGGGAAAGUAAGAGAGAAGGCAAUAAAUAUACCAGAAGAUGAUGAAGCAGGAAGAACAAAAGUUGAUAAAGGAAGCAUAAGCAGGAAGGAAAGUGGAGAAACAGGGAAAGAGGAAAAAAUAAAAAAAAGAAAUGAAGCCGAGAUACAAAAACCAGACGAAGGCGAAAUCGUGAAAGAGAAAAGUGAAACGGAAGCAAAAGUGGAGGAUAAAGAAAUGCCAAAUGAAGAAAAGACUGACAGCCACACGGAAGGAAGAGGCGGUGCACCAGAGAGGGAAGUCAAGGGGACAAGGGAGAUUGACGAAGGAAAGAGAGAAUCCAGAGGAGGGAGAGGCAGAAGAGUCUUUACACCUCGACAGAAAUUCAGCGAGAAAAGGUCAAGGCAUGAAAGGGGAGACUUUUCUCUGACCGACGAUGUCCGAGUCGGAAUAACAGACGAAACUGCUUCCUCAGGACCAGUUGCCAAAGAAGAGUCGGCUGAUGGGAAUGUAACACCUACUCAAGACGACGGGCCUUCUGGAAGGAAACCAGUUGCAGGGGAUAUGAAACGCGACGAAAACAACGGCGGAUCACCUGAAGUCCGGGUGGAAGAGGCAUGUACUGAACCUGAGGCACAGACCUCCACCCCAAAUGCAGUAGUUUUCGAAGGGAAACCAGCGGCCGUGAGAGAAGACGGUUCGGAAACCAGAGCGGAAGUAGAACCCACUGCUAAGUUUUCUGGACCAGAGGCAGAGACAAAGAGUGGUGCCCUAGAAACGAACGCCUUCCCGCAGGGUGAACUGGAGUGCGAAACGAAAAUCAAGAACAAAGAGGGGGAAGAACCAAAAGCAAAAAGGGAAGUAGAACAAGAACUUCAGUCGCUAGCCGGGAAUGAAGAAGGAAUGGGGAAACGAGAACCAGAAUUUGAAGAAAGCUCCGAAGUUAAUAUGUCUACCAAUGAAGAGGAUGAGAAAGAAAACGAAGGAAUGACACACAUUAAGGCUAAUACAGAGGAGGAGAGAGAAAAUAUUCAAGUGGAAGACACAAAGAAAGAGGCAACAGAUGAGGACCAACAGAGUGAUGAAAAUGAGACAAAAACGCAAGUUGUAAAAGCAAAAAGGGAAGUCGAGACAAAUAACGAAUUAGAAAAUAGGGAAUCGUGUAUGGUAGAGAAGGAAGACGGAGAGCAACUGAAAAUAACAGGAAAAGAAGAUGCCAGAGAUGUUUUGCCUGGCAAAGAAGUGACAGAGGAGACUGCAGCAGACCCUAUGUCAGCUGACCACGAAGACUGGGGAGAAGAGUUGGAGACCACCUCAAGCAGGAAGGAAGAGGACGACCUGGCGCCGCUCAAGCUGGCAGAGGCCUCAAGGGACACCUUUGCCGAGGACGACGACGAGUGCAUCGUGAUCACUUAUCGGCCACCCCAGAAGGCGGUGCAAAGGGGAAGGCCAAGGGAGGGCGCGGGCGUGAGAGGCGAAGCAGACGGCGCUGACCGGAGCCCCAGCGCUUCGCGUCGAAUAGACGAACAGGCGGAUGACGGGAAAGAAAUUAUUGGCAAAGAGGGGGAAGAGGCAAAGAGAAAGAAAACGCGAAGAUCAAAGAGGAAAAAAGUGAAAGAGGGCUCUGAUGCAAAUAAGAAGGAAGGGGAAGAGACACGUGUGAGUGAUAAAGAUAAUGUGGGUGUGAAGGGCGAAGACAAGAAGAAGAAACGACCGAGGCAAAGAAAGAAUAAAACUGAGAAAGAGAAAGUACCGCAAGCAGACUUAGAGGAAGCUAGCAAAAAUGACAUUCGAGAGAGAGAAGAUAGGGCAGCUGAUCAGGAAUCAAGCUCUUCAUCACGGCCUCCGACGCGACGAUGGGUGGAGGAAAUGGACGAGGAGGGGCCUGGCGAGUGGGGCGAGGAGAAGCGGAAAGAGGGGAAUGAAAUGAAUGGUAAUAGAGAUGAAAAAGGCACGGGCGGCGCGAGUCGAGUGCCCGACAGGAAUCUUCCGCCAGAAGUCAAGGCGGGAGAAGAGGGCCCAUCCCUGGCCGUGGAGGAGGACUUCUUGACAGAGUCUGAUGCCCUCGAGACGGAGGAGGACACGUCAUACUAUACAAAAUGCGUUUGAGGAGUACCUUCUGCUCCAAGAGGGCGAAUGUCUCGAGGAGAUGCAGACCGUUGAUCGCAUCUUCAGACAGGUGUUUGAGGACUAUAACGACGGCGAGUUUCUUGGGGAGGGGGAGGUGUCCGAAGGAGAAUGCGAUGACUCCCUCCACUUCCUCGGGAGUGGGAGGGCAAGGGAAGAAAGAACACAAGGGAAAAGCAAACCUGUUAUCGGUGUCCGAGUUGAGGGCGAUGGUUGCCGGUCACCCCUCGAAAGGGUCGUGGAGCGGAGCUGAAGGUUUCUGGCCCCAAAGAGAAAAGAGUCGCGUCCUCAGAACUCGAGGUCGAGUCCAAGAAUGAGCUCGAUGUCCAGUCCAGCCGCACUUCGGUUCCGCCAGGGGCUGAGGUGAUGCAAGAGAAGUUGAAGCGCUCGAGCAUGCGGACACAGGCCACGCAGACCGACACCAGCGCGGGAAGGAAAUCGCUGCCCACCUUAGCGCUUAGUCCCCGCAGCGAGAAGCUGCAUUCAUUUAGAUAUAGUGAGAGAUACAAUGAAAUAUUUGGUGCAGUGUCUGCAUGA